AUUCUCUCAGUCAUUUAACGUUUGGAAGUGAAGGCGGUUGUAUUGUGAAAGAUGAAGAAAAUAUAUCUUGCUGCUGUAGCAGGAAAUCUAGGUAUGCUGACAGUCGGCCAAUAUUUUGGUUGGACUUCGCCAUCUUUGCCUAAACUGAUGCAAGGAAAAGAUGAAACAUAUCCUGUGCUUUUGCGUUCAGAAGAAGCAUCUUGGGUGGCAUCUUUACUUAUGUUUGGUACAUUGAUUGGUGUUAUUAGUUGUGCAUUUAUAGUGAAUAUUAUUGGUAGAAAAAACGCCAUGUUAUUCGCUGCUGCACCUUCAAUUAUUAGUUGGAUGAUGAUUGUCUUCGCAACAUCAGCGUGGGAACUUUAUAUAUCGAGAUUUUUGGCCGGAUUUAGUACAGGCAUCACUUAUAUGGCUACACCAAUGUACAUUUGUGAAAUUUCACCAGCAGAUAUUCGUGGUAAUUUGGCAUCCAUGCUCACAGUCGUUUCGAAAAUUGGUACCACACUCGAAUACGUGAUAGGUUCAUUCCUAUCAGUGAAAAAUCUCGCUUUAGUGUCCUUGGCAGGGCCUUGCAUGUUUUUCGUAGCUUUUAUUUGGGUACCAGAAUCUCCGUAUCAUUUAAUGCGACGCAACGCCAGAGAAAAGGCCAUAGAUUCUCUCGUUCAAUUAAGAGAUAAAAACGAUGUUUAUAAAGAGGCAGAUGAGAUCGAACAGUCUGUAAAAGUUGAUUUGGCAAAUAAUAGUGGUUUCCGUGAACUCUUAUGUGUAUCCGGAAAUCGCAAAGCCCUUUUGAUACUAAUAAUAUUAGGAUCUUUUCACCAUAUGAGCGGCGUUCAGGCCGUGGAGCAAUACGCUGAAUUAAUUUUCGACCAGGCAAAUAGUAAUUUGGAGGGCAAAUAUUUAACCAUGAUACUGGGCGCGGUACAAGUGGUUAGCACCGUCGUCUGUAUGUUCAUCACCGAUCGUAGCGGCAGGAAAUCGCUGUUGAUGAUCUCUUUAAUCGGUUCAGCCUGUUCGACCGCCAUGGUCGCGAUAUAUUAUUUGCAGCAUGAUAAUGUGAACAUGAGCAAUCUAACAUGGUUGCCUGCCGUUGGUGUAAUCAUGUAUGUAAUCAUGUUUUCUGUAGGUUUGUCCGCGUUACCGGUUGUCUUGAUUGGUGAAUUAUUUCCCACGAAUGUGAAGGCUCUUGGCAGCAUGGUAACUAUGCUUUCAUCCGGUGUUGUUGCUUUCGGUGUGACAAAUUUGUACCUAAUUAUAGUUGCUAAUUAUGGCAUACACGUACCAUUCUGGAUAUUUACAGCAUGUAGUUUUGUUGGUGCUUUAUUCACAUUUGUCUACGUACCUGAAACCAAAGGCAAGACUUUGCAGGAGAUCCAGAAUAUUUUGCACUGCUCGUCGAGUACAGAUGCAAAAAUCUAAAAAGAAUUAUUUUUACGUUAAAUUUUUUUGAUGACAAUAAAUAGUUAGUUUAUGUAUAAUUAAAAUUUUAUUUGUAAUUGUAAGUUAAUCUUAUAAUUAUUCCUGCAAUUGUUUUGCUCUAAUUGAUCUGUAAUAAUAAGUUAUAGCAAACUAUAUCUUCUAUUACUUUUGUUAAGUAAAGAAUUGUAAAGUACAAAAUGCAGCAAUGCUGUUAAUGUACAAAAAUUAGCGAAUAUUUUUAUAUCGUGACAUUUUGACAUUUAUGAUAAAGAAUAUUA
Messenger RNA from Nylanderia fulva, 1694 nucleotides. Its product is annotated as facilitated trehalose transporter Tret1-like. The record is from RefSeq and is a predicted model, not a curated record. Gene Ontology annotation, cellular component: membrane. Gene Ontology annotation, molecular function: transmembrane transporter activity. Gene Ontology annotation, biological process: transmembrane transport. Lineage: Eukaryota; Metazoa; Arthropoda; Insecta; Hymenoptera; Formicidae.